Cylindrotheca closterium is the source of this 1869-nucleotide messenger RNA. The record is from the annotation of a GenBank genome assembly. NCBI's taxonomy places the organism in Eukaryota, Bacillariophyta, Bacillariophyceae, Bacillariales, Bacillariaceae.
AUGGUUGCAUCUUCAGUUCCAACGCGGGUCUACUAUAUAGCCAAUUCGAAAAAAGGCAUAAGAAAAGAUUCCAGCAAGAAACGUCAUGAAACCGACGAUUCAACCACGAACCCAACAUGCGCGUCACAGGUCGACCAAAACAAGCGAUGUUUUGUUAUGGAUAUGGUGCCCCAAGAGGCAGAGGACUUGGAAGUUGGCACGGUGGAUAUCAUUUCCGAACUAGUGCAAACAUACCUGACAGAGAUGCUGUGUUCGCUAGGGAAUGACAAUUUCCAAUUCCCGGGAGAAAUUGUGAUUGACAUCCAGUUGCAGCACAACGAAUAUAUGGAUUGUGCUUUCCUCGUGUCGGGGUAUGAAGUGACAUCAAUGUACGGAGACGUGCUAUUCGGUAGUAUCGAAAUCUAUGCUCUUUCCGGGAAUCCCCAAGACAUUCUUCAGGUCCUGCUGCAGAUGGAAAUGCCUUCUUUCAAUCUCAAGUUCGUCGACCAGAAAUACAUCGCUGAAGUGAAAGACUUUUUGUCCACCAAUCCUCAUCUUCGCAAACUACGCAUCGGUGAUCACUACUUGGAGAACGAUCAACACUUGGUCCUUGAUGUAGUGAAAUCUUCGAGAUCACUGUCCACCCUCCAGUUCGGAGGUGUUUCUUUUCCACCCAAGGAGAUAGGAAUGAAUCAAACUUUCAACGACUACAUGCGGCAAAUAUGCGAAAGCAAAUCUAUGAAAAAGCUCGACUUCGUCGAAAUCGCAGAUCUCUCUCAAGACCACAUCGACUGUCUAACAGAAUGUCUCCUGGAGAAAUCACCAUCCAACCUUAACGCUAUUGAUUUAUCGGCAGGAUAUGGAAGUAAACAUUUGACAGUCAAUAUUGCGAAACUAGCAGGAGUCUUGAGACACAUUGAUACCUUCGAGGAAUUGAUCAUUUGUCAUAGAAUAUUGUCUGGCUAUGAUUCCAUCUUUGAGUGCGCAAACCUUCUGAAGCGAAGCUCGUGUCUGAAAAAGCUUGAUUUGUCUGCAAGCGGAGGCAAGCGCCUAAUCGACCCUGAUGCAUGGACUUGUAUCGGCGAAGCCUUGCCUGAAACAUGCUCGCUGCAGUAUCUCGACGUAUCGUUCCAUCGAAUAAGUGAAUCAUCAUGGAGGGCUUUGGGCGAAGGGCUGAAAGUAAAUACUAGCUUGUUGACAUUGAAAGCAGGGAAAUCUUACGAUCGAGGAGGAAACAAGGAAAUCAAUAUUCUCUUGCCAGUGUUUGAAGCCUUGCACGAGAAUAUAACAUUGCAGUCACUUCAUCUAAAUGGAUACGAUCUGAGCGAUUCUAUCUCAGCCCUGGAGGUGCUGGAGUCGGCUUUGAUACAAAACACAGCCUUGAAGUCGCUGCAGCUAAAAGAUUCAUCGAUGUCUGAUGAGGGUGUCGCGAUCUUGAGCCGCAGUCUUCCCAAGAUGAAGAGCAUCAGGAAGUUGGAUCUGCAAUAUCACGGAUUUUCGUUGGAUGGCGCUCAAGCACUUGUGCUGGGUAUCAAAUACAAUUACAGUCUACUGUCCGUUGCGGCUGGCACGAAAGCGCGCUUGGGAUAUAGUUGUGGAUAUGUACCUCCAAUCGCAGCGGAAGGCUUUGCGAAAGAAUAUCACGAGAUUCAGUACUACGCUCGAAUGAAUCGAAAGGGACGGCGAUGCAUUUGGGGCGAGACUCCCAUCCAACCUUCAUUAUGGCCAUCGGUUCUUGCCAAUGCCAUGAAUAAGGAGGAUCCACCUGGGGGUCCUUUAGUCAAUGGUGAUGUACGAAAUAAGGAUUUGUUUGCCGGCAACCAUGAUACGUCGAUCGACGUCGUUUUCUUUUUGCUUCGAAAUGUGAUGAGAUUUGAGGCGCACCAAUAA